AUGACUUUCGCCCGUCUCUUUCUGGCCGCGGCGCUUCUGUUUCUCGGGCCGCUUCCCGAAGCCGGCAGCUCAGCGGCCAGCCGCUUCGCUUCUCCGUCCUCUCGGGGUCCGGGCUCGGCGCCGCCGCCGCGCUCCCCGCCGUUCCACCCCCACCAGCCGGCCGGCGGGGGCGCCUGCCCGAGAAACGGCGGACGCUUCGUCAAUGUGACGGAGUUGGGCACGGGAUGUUUGCCGUGGGCGGAGGUGCCCACCUUCCUGGACCGGACGCCGCAGGGCAAAGGGCUGCGCGGGCAGCGCAACUUUUGCAGAAACCCGGACGGCAGGAACAGGCCCUGGUGCUUCUACCGAAACAACCGCGGCAGGGUGGACUGGGGCUAUUGUGACUGCAGACAAGAUCUAUCCAAUUGGAUCGAAAGCUGGAAUAAGCUCGACCAGAAGCUGUUUGACGCCGUUGAGAAGGGGGACGUCAUCCGGACAGCCCUCUUUGCCUCGAGGAAGACGGCCCACCCCACCAAGCUCAACGCCCUGGGACAAUCUGCGUUCCAUCUGGCAGCUUCCAAGGGCCUCACGGAAUGCCUCACCAUCCUGCUCACCCAGGGGGCCGAUGUCAAUGAUAAGAACGAGGACGGCAGCACAGCUCUGCACCUCGCCACCAUCGCUUGCCAGCCGCAGUGCGUCAAAGUCCUCCUUCAGGCCGAUGACUUUGAGAAGGAAACUUUGCACGAAGGUUAUAAAUCCCCCGAAGAAAAAUCAGAAGCCCUUGCGAACAGGAGAAACAGUGACAGAGGUUUCACUCCGGUGGUGUGA
Thamnophis sirtalis is the source of this 807-nucleotide messenger RNA. The record is from RefSeq and is a predicted model, not a curated record. Lineage: Eukaryota; Metazoa; Chordata; Lepidosauria; Squamata; Natricidae.